This is a messenger RNA of Spirometra erinaceieuropaei, 3237 nucleotides long. Lineage: Eukaryota; Metazoa; Platyhelminthes; Cestoda; Diphyllobothriidea; Diphyllobothriidae. The record is from the annotation of a GenBank genome assembly.
AUGGUCGAAACACUCAAAAUCGAAACAACAACAAUACCAAUAACAACAACAACCAUACUCAUUCUCCUCAUCCUACCCCUUCUACCUCUUCCUCUGCCUAUUCUUCUCCUUCGUCAUCUUCUUCUCCACCUCCUUCCCGUCGCCCACUCGUUGUCCCCAGACUGGCAGGGUGAGCCCGCUCACUCUGGCAGCCUGGAAUGUUCGUUCCCUUUUAGACUAUGCGAGGAGCAACCGACCGGAACGGAGGACGGCUCUAGUGGAGCGAGAACUCGCCCGCUACAAGGUGGACAUCGCCGCACUCAGCGAGACCCGAUUCUCCGAACAAGGCCAACUGGAGGAGGUGGGUGCCGGCUACAACUUCUUCUGGAGUGGUCGGCCCAGGCCAGAGCGACGAGGCGCGGGCGUCGCCUUCGCCAUCCGGAGCGACAUCGUGGGACGACUGCCCAGUCUGCCGCAGGGCAUCAACGAUCGCCUGAUGAGCCUCCGUCUGCCUCUCCGAGGUGGGGGCAAAUUCGCCACCAUCAUCAGCGCCUACGCUCCGACGAUGACCAACCCCGACGCCGUCAGAGACAAAUUCUACGAGGACCUGCACGCCCUCUUGGCGACUGUGCCGAAGGCGGACAAGUUGAUUGUCCUUGGCGACUUCAACGCCCGCGUCGGCACAGAUCAUACUGCCUGGAGAGGAGUGCUGGGUCUCCACGGUCUCCGCGGCUCCAACGACAAUGGUCUACUGCUGCUCCGCACCUACGCAGAACACCGCCUCAUCCUGACGAACACCUUCUUCUGUCUGCCGGAGCGAGAGAAGGCCACCUGGAGGCAUCCCCGGUCGUGCCAGUGGUAUCUGCUGGACUAUGUCCUCAUCCGGAGGCGAGAUCACGAAGGCGGUCACGGGUGCUGACGGGUGGACCGACCAUCGACUCGUCAUCUCGAAGAUGCGAAUUCGCCUACAGCCUCGCAGGAGACCACAAGGUAAGCGACCCCCAGGUAAGCUGAAUGUUGCCUUGUUGUCUUUGCCCGCUCACCAUCUUUAUUUCAGCAGUGAGCUAGCUCAAAGGCUAGACAACCUUCCUAUCACUGCCGACGCCGCCGCUGCCGAGAACGCCUCCGUGGAGAACCGCUGGUGUCAACUGCGAGACACGGUCCAGUCGACGGCACUCGCCGUCCUCGGUUGCGCUCCCCGCCAACAUCAGGACUGGUUCGACGACAACGACGCCGCCAUCAGAAAUCUGCUAGCUGAGAAGAAACGCCUACACAAAGCCUACGUAGAUCACCCCACUGAUGUCACCAAAGCUGCCUUCUACCGCAGUCGCCGCCAACUUCAGCAACGACUGCGCGAGAUGCAGGACGCCUGGACUGCUCGCAAAGCUGAGGAGAUCCAAGGCUACGCGGACCGCAACGAAUGGAAGAACUUCUUCUCUGCGAUCAAAGCUGUCUACGGUCCGCCGACGAGGGGCACUGCUCCUCUCCUCAGCGCCGAUGGUAGCACUCUCCUGACUGAGAAGACACAAAUCCUGCAACGAUGGGCCGAGCAUUUUCGAGGCGUCCUCAACCGCCCUUCCGCCAUCUCUGACGCCGCCAUCGAGCGUUUGCCGCAAGUGGAGAUCGACGUGGACCUCGACCUCCCGCCAUCUCUCCAGGAAACCAUCAGGGCUGUGCAGCAGCCCUCCAGCGGGAAAGCACCCGGAUCGGACGCAAUCCCUGCUGAGGUCUACAAGCAUGGAGGUCCCCAACUGAUGGAUCACCUGACUGCGCUCUUCCAGGAGAUGUGGCGUCAAGGCGAAGUCCCGCAAGAUUUCAAAGACGCAACCAUCGUGCAUCUCUACAAGCGCAAAGGGAAUCGCCAAGUCUGUGAAAAUCACCGCAGCAUCUCCUUGCUGAACAUCGCCGAGAUGAUCUUCGCACGAAUCCUCCUCAACCGUCGCAAUAACCAUCUGGAACAGGGCCUUCUGCCUGAAAGCCAAUGCAGUUUCCGUCGUCAUCGUGGGACCACGGAUAUGAUCUUCGCCGCCCGUCAACUUCAGGAGAAGUGCCAGGAGAUGCGGACCCACCUGUACUCUACCUUCGUGAACCUGACGAAAGCAUUUGACACGGUGAAUCGUGAAGGACUGUGGAAGAUCAUGCAGAAAUUCGGCUGUCCGGAGCGAUUCACUCAGAUGGUGCGUCAGCUGCACGACGAUAUGAUGGCGCGAGUCAUGGACAACGGAGCUGUCUCAGAGGCAUUCGCAGUGACCAAUGGAGUGAAGCAAGGCUGCGUACAGGAUCUCGAAAGCCAGUCAAGCCUUCGGUCGCCUCCAAAGCACAGUUUGGAAUCGCCACGGUCUUCAGCUGAGCACGAAGCUGAAGAUGUACAAGGCCGUCAUCCUGCCGACACUACUGUAUGGAGCGGAGACUUGGACGGUUUACGCAAAGCAGGCACGCCGUCUGAACCACUUCCACCUCAGCUGUCUUAAUCGCAUCCUGAGGCUGAACUGGCAGGAUCGAAUCCCCGACACUGUUGUGCUGGAACAGACGGGAAUCCUCAGCAUCUACGCCAUACUGAGGCAAAUGCAGCUGCGCUGGAGCGGCCACCUGGUGCGCAUGGACGACGAGCGGCUACCCAAACGACUCUUCUACGGAGACGUCGCGACGGGUUCUCGCCGUCAAGGAGGCCAGAUUCGCCGUUACAAGGAUACCCUGAAGUCCCCCCUGAAACGCCUGCAAAUCAACCCCACCAACUGGGAGGAGCUCGCACUCGAUCGACCGACCUGGAGGAGGACAGUGAAGACAGGCGCUGCGAUCUAAGAAGCCAACCGCAUCGCUGCCGCCAAAGCGAAACGUGAAGCCUGCAAAUCCCAACUUCGCCCAGUACGCAACGCCGCCUCACAACCGCUUCCAACGUGUCCUCGAUGUCAACGGACAUUCCGGGCUCGAAUCGGACUGGUUGGACAUCUUCGGAUUAACUGCGCCUCUCAAACUGCACCAACCAUCGUCCCCCCGCCUGCCUCUUCCUCCUCCUCUCCGCCUCCAAAUAACUCUGACAAUUAUUCUGACCCACCAAUUCCAUCCUCCUCCUCCUCCUCCUCCUCCACUGCCCCCACGGCGGCCGCUCAGGCGGCCGUCUCGCACAUCACCAACCGCGACACAACAACAGACACCACCCCCACCUCUCCCGACUCCAGCGAUGAGGAUCAGGACAACACCUGCCCUCACUGCGACCGCACCUUCACCUCACACAUCGGCCUGGUCGGUCACUUGUGA